AUGUUCCAGUGCCUACAGGCGGGGAUACAUCAUGAGUGGGAUGAGGAAACUCACCAGCGCAAGCAGCAGCGUGAGGAGAUGCUGAGCCAGGAAACGCCUCAGCAGCUGCAGGAGCUGGAGCAGGAGACCCAGAAGCCGGGGACUGAGGAGCCAGAUUUUUACUGGGAGGCCUGGAUCUUUGCUGCCAUGGUGAUAUGGUGGUUCUGCAUUGUUGCUGGAGUCCUGAUUGUACACUACUUCAGCAGAAAGAGCCAUGAUCCUGACAGGAAUGGCGAAUCAGAGAACAACUCCAGUGGUGAUGAGGAGCAGAACUUGGCCUACAGGAGCCAGGUGGUGAAUGAUCUGGUGGACGACCUCCUCUGUGCAAUCAGAGAGCACUUGCCAAAGAGUUUCUACGCAGUGCUGCAAACAGCCAUGAAGGUAGGCAGUGUCUUUGAAGGCUGGGAUCCACAUGAGGAUGAUGCUGUCUACCAGAUGCUUGUGCCUCUGAAGCCCCCCUGUGGGUACACCUUCCACCUGGAGCUGGGCAGCACAGAAGACAUUCCUGAAAGGAACUUCAGUGUCCGGGUGCAGCUGGAGUGCACCUGCACAACGGAGCAGCCAUCAAAAGAGAGGCUGUGCCUCCUUCACAACCCUGAGAAGAAUCUGAGCAGGAAUGAGCAUCUUAGCCUCCUCAACACCCUUUGCACCAGAUCCUAUCUAGACAUACACAAAACUGCUCUCUGGUUCCAAAAACAGGUGAGGUCAGCCUGGGUGUUGGUGCCUCAGUCACAUCACUACAAUAUGGUGGUGCUGCCCUCCAGCUGCUCCUGCAAGCUGCGUCUGACAAGUUCCUCCAUGAGAAGCCUCUUGGUUGAGGUUCUGUUUGGGGUACAGCAAGGUGACUCAGACAUCUUCCUGAGCAGCCAGAGUUCAGAGACCGCCUUCAACCCCAGCACCAUGUGGCUAGAGAGCUAUGCUGUGGCAGAGUUCAAGUUCUUCAGGAAUAUGGCCUUGCGGGUCCCAUACAACAGCAUCCACCUGAAAUGCCUGCAGAUCUUUGCCCGCAUCGUGGUGGGAACAUGCUAUUCCACCUAUACCAUGAAGACAAUUGUGAUGCACCUCCUGACCACCAUCCCCCUGUCAGGCUGGUGCAGGAGGCAUUUCCUGCUGCGGCUGAUGGACAUCAUGGGGUGCCUGUGCUGCUGCCUGGAGAACGCACGCCUCAACCACUUCUUCUUUGGCAAUGAGAAUGUGCCUGAGGAGAUCAUCCUGCCCCCAGCCCUCCGAACAGCCAAGCCAUUCAACCUUUUCCAGCACAUUGAAGAAGAUCCAGACACACAAGCAGAGGCACUGGGACAAUACCAUUUCCUGCUGGAACGGCUCCAAAUGCUGCUGUUCUACGGGCACUAA
Messenger RNA from Calypte anna (Anna's hummingbird), 1392 nucleotides. Its product is annotated as inositol 1,4,5-trisphosphate receptor-interacting protein-like 1. The record is from RefSeq and is a predicted model, not a curated record. The coding region runs from base 1 to 1392 and encodes 463 amino acids. NCBI's taxonomy places the organism in Eukaryota, Metazoa, Chordata, Aves, Apodiformes, Trochilidae. Gene Ontology annotation, cellular component: membrane. The transcript is spliced from 2 exons.